Molecule: messenger RNA, 2085 nt
Organism: Aspergillus ibericus CBS 121593
Lineage: Eukaryota; Fungi; Ascomycota; Eurotiomycetes; Eurotiales; Aspergillaceae
Product: sodium:solute symporter family protein
Exons: 3
Coding region: 1-2085 (694 amino acids)
Biological process (GO): urea transmembrane transport
Cellular component (GO): plasma membrane
Molecular function (GO): urea transmembrane transporter activity
Source: RefSeq, a predicted model, not a curated record
AUGGCGAACGAGCUCCGGGUUCUUCCACCAGGUGCCGGUUAUGGCAUCGUCAUCGGCAUCGGGGGCAUCUUUGCCCUGUUCAUGCUCGGUAUCUCCUGGCUACAGAAUCGUUAUACCCGGUUCUCCACCCAUCGCGCAGAAGAGUUCAACACAGCAUCACGAUCUGUAAAGCCGGGCCUGAUUUCCGCUGGCAUUGUUUCAUCCUGGACCUGGUCAGCUACACUCUUGACCAGUUCAACCUUUGCAUACUCAUAUGGCGUGUGUGGGCCCAUGUGGUAUGGCGCCAUCGGCACCCUGCAAAUCUUACUCUUUGCUCUCAUUGCCGUGAAGAUCAAGGCCAACGCGCCCGGCGCACAUACGAUGCCCGAGAUUGUCCUCGCUCGACACGGCAAAAUUGCCCAUCUCACAUAUUUGUAUAAUGGCUUCGCGACCAACAUGUUGGUUAGUGCCUGCUUAGUCCUCGGUGGCGCGCAGGUGGUUGCAGCCUUGACCGGGAUGAAUGUCUAUGCGGCCAUCUUCCUCAUCCCUGCUGUCGUUGCCGCAUAUGUCAUUGUUGGAGGAUUACGGGCAACCUUUAUCGCCGACUAUACCCACACGGUUAUUCUGUUCGUCGCGAUCUUGGUAUUUGGCUUCUCAGUAUCCGCGACGAGUGAUCUGAUCGGCAGCCCGGGCAAGCUGUAUGACUUACUGCAGGAGGCAUCGGAAAACAUGCCCAUCGAUCGAAACACAGACGGAUCUUAUCUCGCAUUCCGCUCUGUCGGCGGCCUCAUAUUCGCCGUGGACAUCUUUGUCUCCGGUUUCAGCACCGUCUGGCUCGACCAAGCCUACUGGCAACGAGCGAUUGCCUCGCGCCCCGAAUCCUCCGUGAAAGCAUACAUCCUGGGCGGGAUCGCAUGGUACGGCAUCCCGUUCGGUUUCGCCACAGCAAUGGGGCUAGGCUGCGCAGCCCUAACCAACAACCCAUCGUUCCCGACAUACCCCAAUCCCCUCUCAGCCGAGCAAGUCGACGCCGGCCUUUCAGCCCCCGCCGCCGCAAUCGCCCUACUCGGGAAAGGUGGCGCCGUCCUCAUGCUCAUCCUUCUCUUCAUGGCCGUGACCAGCUCCACCUCUGCCGAACUCAUCGCCGUCUCCAGCUUACUCACCUUCGAUGUCUACAAGACCUAUAUCCGUCCCGACACUGACUCGGCCACCCUCGUCCGCGUCAGCCACUGGGGCAUCGUCAUCUACGCCCUCAUCCUCGCCGCCUUCUGCUGCAUUCUCAACGCCGCCGGAGUCAGCCUGACGUGGCUAUUAACCGUCCUAGGCGUCAUCGUCGGUGGAGCCGCCAUUCCCGUGGGUCUCAUCCUCCUCUGGGACCGCAUGUCCACCGUCGCCGCCAUCGCCGCACCCUGGAUCGGAUUCCUCCUCGGGGUCAUCGUAUGGUUCGUGACAUCCUGGAAACGCUCAGGAGGAAUCACCGUCGCAACGACAGGCGAUGCAACCAACGCCGUAGCUGGGAACCUCGCCUCGUUUGGAAUUGGCACCAUCUCCGCCAUCCUACUAAGUCUCCUCUUCCCGAGAAAGCACCCAUCCAGACAAACAUCCAACACCGAACGCCCACCCAGCAUAACCGGCAUUCCCAUCACAAAAACCCCCACAAAAGACGCACCAACCAACAACGAAAAAGAACCCAUCUCCUCAACCAACCCCACACAACCUCCUCCUCCUCCAGAUCCCUCGCACCCGGAGAACGAAAUAACAUCCCCCCUCGAAACCGACACCAUCGAACCCAUGGACCCCGUUCAAGUCCACCAGGCAGAACGAAUCGCCUGGACGGCGAAUCUCAUUUUCAUUGCGAUAGCGGUGAUUCUCGUUCCGUUUACGUUGUUCGGGACGCGGUAUGUAUACACCAAGGAGUUUUUUACGGGGUGGGUGGUGGUUUCGUUGAUUUGGGUUUGGGUCAGUGUGGGGGUUUGUGUGGUUUAUCCGGUGGUCGAGAGUGCGGGUGCUUUGAAUGAAAUAUGGCGGGGGGCGUGGAGGGACAUUUGUGGGGGUGGGAGGAGUGAGGGGAAGGAUGAAGGGGGAGAAAGGGGAGAGGUGGUUUGA